This is a messenger RNA of Fusarium verticillioides 7600, 413 nucleotides long. RefSeq lists its product as hypothetical. The record is from RefSeq and is a predicted model, not a curated record. The coding region runs from base 45 to 356 and encodes 103 amino acids. NCBI's taxonomy places the organism in Eukaryota, Fungi, Ascomycota, Sordariomycetes, Hypocreales, Nectriaceae. The transcript has a single exon.
AAGAAAAAUGGCCACUAUAGAUAGGAUAGAUAUACAAAUGGAGAAUGGAGGCUAUUCUUGGAAUCAGGGUCAAGCACGAUGAGGUCUUCCAAGAAAUUCAGGGGCGCAGAAAGCGAGAAUUCAAGGAGGGAGAGAGCGAGAGAGAAGAAAAAGAACUGAUCAGCACAGGAUCAACCCCCAGUCUUGUCUGUCUUGGUCAAGGUGCGACACGUCAAGGCACAAGGAGACGAGUCUGUUCAGAGGGGACGGUUCCGCUUCGUCCGCAGAUACAAGGGCGCUUGUACUUGUCGCUCUUAAGUUGGAUUAGAAGAAAACAAGAUAAAAUGGAGAGAUCCGAGUGGCGAUUUUGUAUGUAAUUUUUGUAGACGUCUCCAAGCCUUCCUUGGUCAGCGUUUGUGGCGGAUGUGACGGAC